UUGUAUGGAAAAGAAAUUUGCUGAACCGUUGAUUUUAGUCAUGGUGAGACAGCAAUGUCUAUGACAUUGUUGUUUUAGCCAAUAUCGUGCAUUUUCUGAGCCAGAUAUUUUAUUACAUCCAUUGUUAAAGAUAAAGCGCUGCAGAUCUUUUCAAAUUUGUGAGGAGCCGUCUCAAACCUCAAGACAACGUUUCUGGGGACACUUGUACUGGAACACUGGAUCAGAAUAUCAACUUGGGCCUACGUUCUAGGUUCACAACAUUGAAUCUCGGUUCUUCCGGGAUCCCGCUCCGUGGACAGCGCUGCCCACCAAAUCCUUUCAUCAUGCCGUCUCGACGGCGCAGACGUGAGGCCACAGUCCCUGAUGAGGUUGCACCCAAGCGCAGCCGUACUCAGACACCCAGCAAAGACACAGCCACAGAGUUCAGCAAAAAGCGAUGCUUGACUUGGUUCCAAGAAUAUUCAGGUCCUGAUGAUGACUGCCUUGGUCCUGAAGGAAUGGAAAAAUUUUGUGAAGACAUCGGAGUGGAGCCAGAGAAUAUUGUAAUGCUGUCCUUGGCCUUCAAGCUUAAUGCCAAACGUAUGGGAUUCUUCACAGCUGAGGAAUGGAUGAAGGGCAUGACAGAACUACAGUGUGACACAAUAACUAAGCUUCAAAACCGACUGGACUACCUGAGAGCUCUGUUGAGUGACCCGACGUGUUUUAAAAACAUCUACAGAUUCGCCUUUGACUUUGCCAGGGACAAAGACCAAAGAAGCAUGGACAUUGAAACAGCGAAAGCUAUGCUGUCGCUGGUGCUUGGGAAGAACUGGCCUCUCUUUUCUUCUUUUCAUCAGUUUUUGGAGCAAGCCAAGUACAAAGUGAUCAACAAGGACCAAUGGUGCAACAUUCUGGAAUUUAGCCGUGCCAUACAGUCAGACCUAUCCAACUAUGACGAGGAUGGUGCCUGGCCCGUCAUGCUGGAUGAGUUUGUGGAGUGGCUCAAGGAUCAGCGUGGUGUCUCUGGGGAGUCGGGCAUGCCUACCUAGUGUUGAUGUGUAUCAAAGUCUUCUGAGAUGCACACAGGAAAAGUUCAGGUCUGUUAUGGGAAAACAUUCCAGCUUGUGUAUUCUUCUAGCUGUCAGAAUUUUAUGCUAAAUUAAAUUGGUUUAACGCCUCUA
Messenger RNA from Aplysia californica (California sea hare), 1160 nucleotides. RefSeq names its product DCN1-like protein 4. The transcript is spliced from 11 exons. Gene Ontology annotation, molecular function: ubiquitin-like protein binding; ubiquitin conjugating enzyme binding; cullin family protein binding. The record is from RefSeq and is a predicted model, not a curated record. Gene Ontology annotation, cellular component: ubiquitin ligase complex. NCBI's taxonomy places the organism in Eukaryota, Metazoa, Mollusca, Gastropoda, Aplysiida, Aplysiidae. The coding region runs from base 324 to 1028 and encodes 234 amino acids. Gene Ontology annotation, biological process: positive regulation of ubiquitin-protein transferase activity; protein neddylation.